CAUUCCAGUGACAGGAGUAUAUUCCAAUAUGUUCAAGAAAAAAGGAGUUUUCAUUUCAUUUAUUGUUGUAUGUAUUGGCCUUAUAAAUGCAGACAUUUUUGCCCAUGAACAAAGACUACAUAAUGAUCUCAUGAAAAACUACCUCACAGCAGUUCGACCAACCACAGAUCUCAGUACACCAAUCCAUGUUCAACUCAUGUACGACCUAAUUAGAGUUGAUGAACUAGAUGCAGCAAAGGAAACGAUUACCACCACAUUUUUGUUCGAACAGAUCUGGAAAGAUCCUCGUUUGACAUGGAACACUACAGAAUAUGGAGGCAUUAAAUCCAUACGAUUUCCAUACAACAGUGUUUGGCAUCCAGAUAUAGAAAUUGAGAACUUGGCGCCGGGGCCAUCUUGGUCAUCUGAAGCUUCCGUAUACAUCAGCUAUGACGGCACUGCCAUUUACGUGCCCCACAAAACAGUGUCCACUUACUGCUCAAUGAAUUUAGCGCUGUUCCCAUAUGAUACCCAGACAUGCUCUUUAACUUUUGUUCCGUGGACUCACAAUGCGCUUGAAAUGAGAUUGGGACUGUAUGGUCAUUACUAUAAUACGACAAAAAAGUUGGAAAUCAAUGUAGAAAAUUACCUCACUUUUCAGUGGAAAAUUUUAAAAGCAACGGCCUCCAUCAACAGUAGGAAGUAUUCUUGCUGUCCAGAGGAGUAUCAGAGGUUUGUGGUGACGAUAACGACGAUGAGGAAGACUAGCUUUUAUCGUUACGUCGUCACCUGGCCCUCCAUUAUUGCCUGUUUUCUGGUUCCGUUUCUCUUUGCUAUACCUUCACAUUCCGCUCAGAAAAUUACAUUUGGUCUUGGACUUAUGAUUUUUGAGUCAUUGAUCGUUUUGGUCUUCGUUGAGACAAAUACAUUUGAUCACACUACAGUUCCGAACCUUGCCAUUUUCCACUUGAUCAUUUUGAUUUUAACAUCAAUAAGUCUCCUGUUGUCCAUAUUCAUUGUCUCGCUAUGUGAUGACAGUGGAAGAAGGACACGCGUACCAGCUUGGUUACAAAGACUUGCCUUGAAUGAUACUUGCUUGAGGAGGAUACUUUGUCUUGGAAAAUAUGGAAAGUCCAUCAGGUAUUCUAACGGAGGUGGGGGUCUUUUAGAAGACCAGGGGAUACAUGAACUUUCACAUGAUGCCCCUGAAAUGCACACUGUGUCCAAUAACGAUACGAUGAGGGAUUUAUCGGAGUCCAUUCGCACAAUCUCCGACAAGAUGAUCUCCGAGGAGACUUCUGCUAGGAUUAUACAAGACUGGCGAGAGAUCGGGAGAUUGGUGGAUCGAGUUCUUGGUUUUCUCUGUGUUGUGACUGUGUUUAGUUUAUUAAUGUGGUCAAUUACGUCUUCCAUCUGGUUAAAAUAAUGACAAGAAUGCUUUUUUUUUAAAGUUACACUAACAUUUUAUAUUUGUAAACAGUGAUACAGUACAGUUCUACUGGAUUUAUAAACUCGCGCCCUGCACAUUUGACAGAAUGUGACGUCUCGGCACCUGUUAGCACGGAGAGGCCGAUAAAUUUCACGGAAUGGAAUUGAUGCAAUAUGCGUGCCUUCAACCAAAAGGUGAUACGUCAUAUUUUGUCAGUCAGUCAAAGCUCUUGGUGCCUAUCUUGAAUCCAAAUACGUAUAUCAUAAAGAACUAUACACAAUAUAUUUUCCGUAUGUGAAAUAUUGUAGAUCGAAUUUUUUUUAACAGUUUCACUCAAUCGACUGUUACAAUAUAUUAUAAUAAUUAACUAAAAAAAUACACAUGUAAUUGUAAUACUGUAUCCAUAAAAACUAAUGUUAGAAAGUAAUUAAAAGCUGCAUGUAACAACACACUAUUUCUGUGAUUUGUUUGAUCUUCUGUCUAUUGCAGCAUACAGGCACUUGGGGGCUGGACCCCCCCCCCCCUCCCCCUUUCCAUUUUUGUUUUAAAUCUGGGGUUGACACACCUUUUCCCUAUUUUUGUAUUCUAAUAUGAUAUUGAUAAUGUAACCCUUAUUUCUCAAUAAGAUGUUUUUAUUGUUUUCGACUGAUACCGUAUAUGGGGGAGGGGUUGCUUGGUGACUAUCUGUGCCUUGGAGAAUGACCAUGUUAAUUAUGCAGAAAAUCAUACCCUGGGAGCAUUUUUACUACUAUGUAUAUAGCAAAAUUUAUGAGGUACUUUA
Messenger RNA from Saccostrea echinata, 2189 nucleotides. Its product is annotated as neuronal acetylcholine receptor subunit alpha-10-like. Gene Ontology annotation, biological process: chemical synaptic transmission; regulation of membrane potential; nervous system process. The record is from RefSeq and is a predicted model, not a curated record. Bases 29 to 1405 code for a protein of 458 amino acids. Gene Ontology annotation, molecular function: extracellular ligand-gated monoatomic ion channel activity; transmembrane signaling receptor activity; neurotransmitter receptor activity. The transcript has 8 exons. Gene Ontology annotation, cellular component: neuron projection; membrane; synapse. NCBI's taxonomy places the organism in Eukaryota, Metazoa, Mollusca, Bivalvia, Ostreida, Ostreidae.